Zea mays is the source of this 1569-nucleotide messenger RNA. Its product is annotated as PCB2. The record is from RefSeq and is marked validated. Lineage: Eukaryota; Viridiplantae; Streptophyta; Magnoliopsida; Poales; Poaceae. Gene Ontology annotation, molecular function: oxidoreductase activity. The transcript has a single exon. Bases 134 to 1339 code for a protein of 401 amino acids.
CCCGACCUCGCCACCGCCACAAACGCUGUCCAGCUCCUCGCACUCUGACACUCCCUCAAUCUCCCUCCUUCCCGUCCACGUCGCUCGCCGUUCCGCCUCCCGCAUUCCGUCCAACACCCCCGCCGCCACUACCAUGGCGACCAUCCUCCUAUCCUCCCGCCUCCCAACCACCGGUACAGCCACGCCGUCGCCCACCCGCCCCGCUCCGCGGUUCCUCUCCUUCCCCGGGACCGCCAUCCGACGCCGCGGCCGGGGCCCGCUCCUCGCCUCCUCCGCGGUCUCACCGCCCGCGCCGGCUUCGGCGGCGCAGCCCUACCGCGCGCUGCCGGCCUCGGAGACCACGGUCCUCGUCACGGGCGCCACGGGCUACAUCGGCCGCUACGUCGUCCGGGAGCUCCUCCGCCGGGGCCACCGCGUGCUCGCCGUGGCGCGGUCCCGGAGCGGCAUCCGCGGCCGCAACUCCCCCGAUGAUGUCGUCGCGGACCUCGCCCCCGCCCAGGUCGUCUUCUCCGACGUCACCGACCCGGCCGCGCUGCUCGCGGACCUCGCCCCGCACGGGCCCGUCCACGCCGCGGUCUGCUGCCUUGCCAGCCGCGGCGGCGGCGUGCAGGACUCGUGGCGCGUCGACUACCGCGCCACGCUGCACACGCUCCAGGCCGCGCGCGGGCUCGGGGCCGCCCACUUCGUGCUUCUCUCCGCCAUCUGCGUCCAGAAGCCGCUCCUCGAGUUCCAACGCGCCAAGCUCAAGUUCGAGGAGGAGCUGGCCGCGGAGGCCGCGCGGGACCCCUCCUUCACCUACAGCGUCGUGCGCCCCACGGCGUUCUUCAAGAGCCUCGGCGGCCAGGUCGACAUCGUCAAGAACGGCCAACCGUACGUCAUGUUCGGCGACGGCAAGCUCUGCGCUUGCAAGCCCAUCAGCGAGGAGGACCUCGCCGCCUUCAUCGCCGACUGCAUAUACGACCAGGACAAGGCCAACAAGGUGCUGCCCAUUGGCGGGCCGGGGAAGGCGCUCACGCCGCUGGAGCAGGGGGAGAUGCUGUUUCGGCUGCUCGGGCGCGAGCCCAAGUUCAUCAAGGUGCCCAUACAGAUCAUGGACGCCGUUAUCUGGGUGCUCGAUGGAUUGGCCAAGCUGUUCCCGGGGUUGGAGGACGCCGCCGAGUUCGGCAAGAUUGGCAGGUACUAUGCCUCGGAGAGCAUGCUGUUGCUGGACCCGGAGACCGGGGAGUACAGCGACGAGAAGACGCCCAGCUACGGCAAGGACACGCUCGAGCAGUUCUUCCAAAGAGUGAUAAGGGAAGGGAUGGCGGGGCAGGAGCUUGGCGAGCAGACCAUCUUCUAGGCCUUCUCCAUUACCAGUUUCCGGGAGAAAGAAACUUGUAGUAGAUUAUAUGCCGACAAUGUACUUGUAGAGAUGUGAGCUUUUUGACUUGCUGAUGAUGUAAACACGACUCGCGAUUCAAUCAUACCAAAGUAUGAUGAUUGUCUAAUUUGGAGGAAGAGAAAUGUUUUGACUUGUUGCUUCAAAGAAGCUGAUAUCUUGUCUGCACAUAAUACAUGUUUUCGCCCACA